GCAGCGCAGGUGCAACUAAUACCGGAGCAGGUGUCCAUGUAAUAUCACCUGCUUUGCCCCAUUUAAUUUAAUACAUAGUGAUUUCCCAGAAAUAUCGCCGCCUUGAACCGCUGUGCUUCUGGCCUCAAAACGCCGCAGCGGCUGUGCGACCACCUAUUUUAUUUUGAAAACCCCGCCAUCGGAAAUGCUACUUAUCACUUAUACUGGCUUGACAGUGGUUCCACAGGCACAUCAGCUGUACAUGCGAGGGCAACGCUGACCUAAUUAACUCUGGAAGGGACGACGACAACAACGACGACGACGACACAACGCACCGAACAUCCAGAAGAAACUGUGCGUAGGACUUGGUGUCAUUGCAGAGAAAGCCCCACCAACCUAGAAACCAACACAGAGCUAACAAGCGAGCUAUUGACUGCUGUUACCAAGAGAGAGGAAGAGGAGGAAGAAACAGCCAAAUAGAGAGAGAGAGAACUUGUCCUCUCCGGACAUAAGGAGGGUGUUUGGUCACAGCGAUCAUUGUUUUGCAAAAGCUUCUCGUGGGAAAAAGUAGCCACUGAAAUGUCUAUAAUGGCCGAGCUGUCAUCGGCUCAGGUGACCAAGUGCACCUGAGCACUCCUGGUGCGGCACACACUCAGUCACCACCAGCCUGUGGGCAUGUCAGUGUCGUAGAUCAAGGAAGAAAAAUAAAAAUCCACCACUUUUUAUUUUUUGUCUGGAUUAUUUUUACCUGGAGCUUUUUAUUCUUCUUUUUUUUUUCCUGAUUUGGUGGCUUACCUUGGAGGGGGAAAAAAAACCAAGCGCUGGAGGACUAAGGGCUGCUGGUGAAUUUUGGAUUUACUGAGCUGUUCAUUACAGCACGGAAAGGAGGCUGCUGGGGCUCGAGUGUCCGUGUGCAGGAAUGCAGAUCCACGUACGGAGGCAGACCAUACAGCGAGGUGUUUGAGCUGCUGAGCCUGUGAAGGCCCCCGGAGGCGGCCAUGUUCGAUCUCUCCCUCGGAGUGCCGGCGUUGACCCGUCUUCACCCGUCGCCUCACAGCACCUGGCUGCCGACCUAACCCCCCCACCCCCCACCCACCCUCUCUCUUCCCGGGUCUUCUUCCAGCGCCUGGCCGGGAGAAAGGUCCUUGUGUAUAAUGUCCUAUGCACACCACAAGCUGCUCACCUGGAGCUUACCUCACCUCCUCCUCCUACCACUGACCUACCUGUUGCUCUUAGCGUCUCCCACAGGUGUGUCAGCAAAUCUCUGCCGGGUGACCGGCGGGGUGCUGGGGAUCCACUGGAGCAGCGUCAUCAGCCUGGGUUGGCACUCCCUGGCCAAAGGGAGAGGCGGGGCGACGUGUUGGGAGUCCUGCUGCCUGAAUCCCAGUUGCAACGGCGUGUGGAGCCUCGGCGGACAAUGUGUGCUCCUCCGCUGCACGAGGAAUACGGGCUGCCCCAUCACCACCCUGCCCCAGCCCCACUACGAGUCCCUCGGCCUCCUUCAGCUGCUCUCCAAGAGUCCUGUCUACACAGCAAGGCGUAGAAGAAGGGCUCCUCUUGCACCGCAAACAGGAAGCCACGAGCUGCAGGCGGGACAACUAACCAGCACGGAAAAGCCUAAAGUGGAAACGGCUCCGUCGGCCCCCGGCGCCAUCGCGCUGCUGCAAACGGCCCAAAGGAACCAGAGCCAGUCGGCCAAUGGGAGCGCAGACGUCGCUCCGGCUCCGUCACAGCAGAACCCGACGGCCACCGCCGACACCACCGCCGACACCACCGCCGACACCACCGCGUCUCCCAAUAGCAGCGACGUGAUCGCGCCCACAGCGGCUGUAGCGGCCCUCACCACGACGCCAACACAGGCCGUGAGGGAGCUGGUGGUGUCGGCGGGAGAGAACGUGGAGGUCACGUUGCCCCGCAACGAGGUCGAGCUCAACGCCUUCGUGGUCUCGACGCCCCCACCAGGGACAAACUAUGCAUUUGACUGGCGUCUGAUAACUCAUCCCAAAGAUUACAGUGGGGAGAUGGAAGGGAAGCGCAGCAAGACUCUGAAGCUCAGCAAGCUGACUGUGGGCCUGUAUGAGUUUGAGGUGAUGGUGGGCGGGCAGGGUGCUCAUGGAGAAGGUUACGUCAAUGUCACAGUCAAGCCAGAGCUGCGGGUAAACAAGCCUCCUGUUGCCGUGGUUUCCCCAAAGUUCCAGGAGAUCUCCCUGCCAACCAGCUCUACGGUCAUCGACGGCAGCCAGAGCACAGAUGACGACAAGGUGGUGGCGUGGCACUGGGAAGAGGUCAAAGGUCCCCUGAGGGAGGAGAAAGUCUCCACUGACACCCCCGUCCUCACCCUCACCAACCUGGUGCACGGGAACUACACAUUCUUUUUGACAGUGACGGACUCAGACGGAGCCACAAACUCGACACAGGCCACCCUCUUGGUCAACAAAGCCAAGGACUACCGGCCUGUGGCCAAUGCCGGUCCGAACCAGGUCCUCCAGUUGCCACGCAACUCCAUCACUCUGUACGGCAACCAAAGCACCGACGACCACGACUCCCUGUCCUACGAGUGGUCCCUCAGCCCUGAGAGCAAAGACAAGGUGGUGGAGAUGCAGGGCGUACGUAAGCCGAUCUUGCAGCUGUCGGCUAUGCAGGAGGGAGACUACACCUUCCAGCUGACUGUGACGGACUCCGCUGGACAGCAGGAGACCGCGCAGGUCACCGUCAUCGUGCAGCCAGAAAACAAUAAGCCACCAGUAGCAGACGCAGGACCGGAGAAAGAGCUGACGCUGCCUGUGGAUCGAACCACGCUGGAUGGCGGCAAGAGCAGCGAUGACCAGAAGAUCGACACCUACCACUGGAAACAAACCAAGGGUCCUGACGGUGUGAAGAUUGAGAAUGCCGACGGCGCCGUUGCCACGGUGACGGGUCUCCAGGUCGGCACGUACGAGUUCACCCUGACCGUAACUGAUGAGAGGAAGCUGCAGAGCGCAGACGCUGUGACGGUCAUCGUCAGAGAAGAGCUGCGGGUAAACAAGCCUCCUGUUGCCGUGGUUUCCCCAAAGUUCCAGGAGAUCUCCCUGCCAACCAGCCCUACGGUCAUCGACGGCAGCCAGAGCACAGAUGACGACAAGGUGGUGGCGUGGCACUGGGAAGAGGUCAAAGGUCCCCUGAGGGAGGAGAAAGUCUCCACUGACACCCCCGUCCUCACCCUCACCAACCUGGUGCACAGGAACUACACAUUCUUUUUGACAGUGACGGACUCAGACGGAGCCACAAACUCGACACAGGCCACCCUCUUGGUCAACAAAGCCAAGGACUACCGGCCUGUGGCCAAUGCCGGUCCGAACCAGGUCCUCCAGUUGCCACGCAACUCCAUCACUCUGUACGGCAACCAAAGCACCGACGACCACGACUCCCUGUCCUACGAGUGGUCCCUCAGCCCUGAGAGCAAAGACAAGGUGGUGGAGAUGCAGGGCGUACGUAAGCCGAUCUUGCAGCUGUCGGCUAUGCAGGAGGGAGACUACACCUUCCAGCUGACUGUGACGGACUCCGCUGGACAGCAGGAGACCGCGCAGGUCACCGUCAUCGUGCAGCCAGGUGUGUCAGCAAAUCUCUGCCGGGUGACCGGCGGGGUGCUGGGGAUCCACUGGAGCAGCGUCAUCAGCCUGGGUUGGCACUCCCUGGCCAAAGGGAGAGGCGGGGCGACGUGUUGGGAGUCCUGCUGCCUGAAUCCCAGUUGCAACGGCGUGUGGAGCCUCGGCGGACAAUGUGUGCUCCUCCGCUGCACGAGGAAUACGGGCUGCCCCAUCACCACCCUGCCCCAGCCCCACUACGAGUCCCUCGGCCUCCUUCAGCUGCUCUCCAAGAGUCCUGUCUACACAGCAAGGCGUAGAAGAAGGGCUCCUCUUGCACCGCAAACAGGAAGCCACGAGCUGCAGGCGGGACAACUAACCAGCACGGAAAAGCCUAAAGUGGAAACGGCUCCGUCGGCCCCCGGCGCCAUCGCGCUGCUGCAAACGGCCCAAAGGAACCAGAGCCAGUCGGCCAAUGGGAGCGCAGACGUCGCUCCGGCUCCGUCACAGCAGAACCCGACGGCCACCGCCGACACCACCGCCGACACCACCGCGUCUCCCAAUAGCAGCGACGUGAUCGCGCCCACAGCGGCUGUAGCGGCCCUCACCACGACGCCAACACAGGCCGUGAGGGAGCUGGUGGUGUCGGCGGGAGAGAACGUGGAGGUCACGUUGCCCCGCAACGAGGUCGAGCUCAACGCCUUCGUGGUCUCGACGCCCCCACCAGGGACAAACUAUGCAUUUGACUGGCGUCUGAUAACUCAUCCCAAAGAUUACAGUGGGGAGAUGGAAGGGAAGCGCAGCAAGACUCUGAAGCUCAGCAAGCUGACUGUGGGCCUGUAUGAGUUUGAGGUGAUGGUGGGCGGGCAGGGUGCUCAUGGAGAAGGUUACGUCAAUGUCACAGUCAAGCCAGAGCUGCGGGUAAACAAGCCUCCUGUUGCCGUGGUUUCCCCAAAGUUCCAGGAGAUCUCCCUGCCAACCAGCUCUACGGUCAUCGACGGCAGCCAGAGCACAGAUGACGACAAGGUGGUGGCGUGGCACUGGGAAGAGGUCAAAGGUCCCCUGAGGGAGGAGAAAGUCUCCACUGACACCCCCGUCCUCACCCUCACCAACCUGGUGCACGGGAACUACACAUUCUUUUUGACAGUGACGGACUCAGACGGAGCCACAAACUCGACACAGGCCACCCUCUUGGUCAACAAAGCCAAGGACUACCGGCCUGUGGCCAAUGCCGGUCCGAACCAGGUCCUCCAGUUGCCACGCAACUCCAUCACUCUGUACGGCAACCAAAGCACCGACGACCACGACUCCCUGUCCUACGAGUGGUCCCUCAGCCCUGAGAGCAAAGACAAGGUGGUGGAGAUGCAGGGCGUACGUAAGCCGAUCUUGCAGCUGUCGGCUAUGCAGGAGGGAGACUACACCUUCCAGCUGACUGUGACGGACUCCGCUGGACAGCAGGAGACCGCGCAGGUCACCGUCAUCGUGCAGCCAGAAAACAAUAAGCCACCAGUAGCAGACGCAGGACCGGAGAAAGAGCUGACGCUGCCUGUGGAUCGAACCACGCUGGAUGGCGGCAAGAGCAGCGAUGACCAGAAGAUCGACACCUACCACUGGAAACAAACCAAGGGUCCUGACGGUGUGAAGAUUGAGAAUGCCGACGGCGCCGUUGCCACGGUGACGGGUCUCCAGGUCGGCACGUACGAGUUCACCCUGACCGUAACUGAUGAGAGGAAGCUGCAGAGCGCAGACGCUGUGACGGUCAUCGUCAGAGAAGAACUGGAUCAGCCGCCGGUGGCUCAUGUUGUGUCGAGUCCACCCAUCACUCUGCCUGUCAGGACCGGCACUCUAGAUGGAUCUCACUCCACUGACGACAAAGGAGUCAGCUACCUGUGGACCAGAGAUGAUAGCAGUCCUGCUGCGGGGGAAGUACUGAACAACUCUGACCACCAGGCGGUGCUGUUUCUGGGAAACCUGGUGGCUGGGAAGUACAGCUUCACCCUGACUGUAACGGACAGUAAGGGACAGACCAGCACUGACGGCGGCACAGUGGAGGUCAAACCAGUUUGCAGAAUGUCCGACGGGUCCUGCAAUCAGUUGCUCUCUCGCUCUCUCAAUCUCGCCUCCUUUUUCUCCACCGCCCUCUGUUUAUCAGACAUAUGGGAGCGUGACCUGGUGGAGUUGGUGCUGGAGGUCUCUGUGUCCCAGGUGUCCCGCCGCCAGCGCGACAUGCUACUGCGCCAGGUCGGGGUCUUACUGGGCGUGCUCGACAGCGACAUCAUUGUGCGAGAGAUCAGUGCGUUUAAUGAGCACAGUACUCGUCUGGUCUUCCUGGUGUCCGGCGGUCCAGGGCGCCCUCCUCUGUCAGGCCGCAGCGUUGCACUUAGCCUACGCAACAAACUGCGCAAACAGAAGAAUGACUUUCUAAUCUACAAGGCCCGACGAGUGGAUACAGUCAUCUGCCAGCUGAACUGCUCGAGUCACGGUGAGUGCGACUCGUUCACGCGGAGCUGUGUCUGCCAGCCUUUCUGGAUGGAGAACUUCAUCAGAGCUCAGCUUGGAGAUGCAGAGAGCAAUUGCGAGUGGAGCGUCCUCUAUGUGACUAUCGCAUCCUUCAUGAUUGUGGUUGCUAUAGCAACAGUUGUCUGGGGGAUGGUGUGUUGCUGCAACAGGCGUAAGAGCAAAGUGCGCAGAAGCAAAAGCAGGUAUAAAAUGCUAGAAGCUGAUGAGCAAGACAGUCUGGAGCUACAACCACCGAGAGCUGCCCGCCUGAAGCCGGUGCCCGCUCCCACCUCCUCCGCCCUCAUGCGCUCUGACUCUGACCUGGACAGUGAGGAUGGGCAGGGCGGGGUCCCGUGGACGGAGCAGGAGCGAGGCCAUCUCCUGCGGCCCCAGAACGGCUUCCUGAGGAACGGCCAGGGGCCGGUGAGGGCAAAGAAGCAAAGAGAGGAGCUGCUAUAGCAAGAGAGGAGGCAGGGGAGCUCGCCGCUCGCCUCGUUACCCUCGUCCAGCCGCUCCUCGCUCUUCCCGUUUCCCUUUUUGUUGUUCUUCAACACAGAAACCGCACACCCGUCGUCCAUGAAGACGGACUGUGGGGACGAGGAAAGGGAACAAGAGGAGCAACAUGUCGUCCUGCUGUCACAGAAAACAAACAAAAACACCACUGUACUGACGUUUCCCUGCUCCCACACUGAGCCACUAUGGAAGGAAAAACAAGCUACCUAUAACAUAGACCCCUAUUAUUUAACACAGAGACAUAGAGAAUGUAUUGUCACCCCUCUAACUGAUGGCUCACAAAGUAACUCGUGUACUUUCUGUAUUGAAAAAACAAACAAAAAAACAACUGCUUGGAUGACAUGAACACCAGCCACUUGACACGCUCACAGCUUGCCUCUCGUAGACAUGCAUGUACGCACACGAAGAUGUCCGAAUUGCACUGGUCCAGGUCAACUUGAUGCUACCAAACUGCCACGGAGAAGCCAAUGGACUCUGCACUGACCGUUUUAGUCAGUGGCCAACAUGGCGACUCGUCGGAAAAGGAAAAAAUAAACCAACCAAAACAAGAGCCAAUGACAGCAACGGACCCUCCCCUAAAGAAGAAGGGAAAAACAAAUCCAUGUGCAUGAAGAGUGACGGUUCUGCUCCAACUUGAUACGGGAAUGAUCGCCUGCAUGUCUGUAUGUCGGGUGUAUGUGUGGAUUUAUUCCAGCGGCUGUGUCAAAAGAUGCUUCUUCAGAGCAGUUUGUAUGCUUUUUAUUUCUAUUGUUGACAUACUGAAUCGUUAACAACGUUGUCAGCGGAGGGGAGGGGGCGGUCCGAGGCUCAAGAUUCUUUAAGAAAAAAAAACACUGCUUUUAUUCUGAAGGUUUCUCUGUGGAUAAAGUCGCCAGGACAAACACUGGAAAACACCGUUAAUGAGUUUGGUCUCGACGGACGGAGAGAACAGCGAGGAGAUGUUCACAACACGACAAUUGGAAUUCACUCACCUCGAGCUUCAUCCAUGGGACGACUGCUUGAACCACAAAGACCACUUCAGUUUUUGUAUGUCUGUUGUUUUGUUUUUUAAACCACCUUCAGGCUGUGAAUUAGAUGUCGGUCACUUUGGUCUUAUUUUCCUCUCUUGUAGGGAGAUCUGUGAUGGUUAAAGUUAAAAAGGCCAUAAAAAAAGAAACAAUUUAACUGCAUUUAAAAUGUAUUAAAUAUUUAAUUUUCUUGGCUUUAAAGAUGAAGGGUAAGGCUACACUUGAGCAAAGUGAAUGCAGUUCAAGUCCAGAGGCAUCGGCAGUAAUUGAAACAUACCUGAAAAGCUCAACGUGUAACAAAGUGGGAACUUAACUUUUUUUAUCCUGUGGGGUAAUUUCGCAGUUUCUGUGCAAUUUCAGCAACCAAUUAUGAACCGUUUGGCUCCGAAAUAGUAUGAGCGCAUUUGUCCUAUUCCUAUAGUGAAUUAUGUGUCCAAAAUUACCUUUAAAAACAAAUACUGACUUCCCACAAAUGAGCUAAGAGCAGCAGGUUAAUCUUGGGGGGGUGAACACUUUAACCAAAUGACUCUUCCAUUGCAAGUCCACAAGUUGAGUCACUUUAUCUUUUGUUUUCCUGCUGAAUGCUGAAAGGUGCACGCUGUCGAUUCACUUUAUUAGCAAAAACUGUCUUCUUUUGUACUGUUGAGUCAUCUCAUGCCGAUGUCGUUCUGCUGCACUAGUUUGGUGUACAUCAGGGCGGGACAGAGAUAUUUAACAACAACAACAUCUCGGUCAGAGUUGCUGAAUUAUAUCCGGCCGCCUUUUUGCCAAUUUAUGUGAGGCGAACCAAAACCAAGUGCACCCAAUAAUUAAUGUCGUAUUCUUCUGAUGUCUUUACUCAUCAUAGGAAAUGACCUUUGGAGUAGUUGCCAAGUUGUUCACCCUCAUUCCGAGGACACUUCUUAACCGAUUUGAGAGGAUUCGGCACUUCUUCUGUUCCAGGUACCACAUUAGCCAAGUCCCUUUGGGGAUUCAUAGAAGUAAGAGAAUUGACCUUGACUCUGAUGGAGUCCACUGUGAAGUUAGGCAGAGAAAAUGGAGAGCAACUGUUGAUUGAAGGGAGUUUAACUUAAGAUGUUUAGAUAGGCGUGUAGUGAAGGAGAACCCCCCCCCCCUUCUUCCCAUAUAUGUGACCCAGACCUGAUGCAACUGGAUAAUCUGUCAAUUAAAAUUAAAAAUGUUUCAGUUUGCUCUUGAGUUUUUGAGCAGAACAAAAGGUCCUUAUUUCCCAUUUGUCCUUCCUUUCCACUGCCAGCAUGUAAUGUUCCUUUAAGUUUCAUACAGGACACUUUUUUUGUUACAGUAGAGGCCUGAAAUGUGAUAAUGUAUAGAGCUGAGAUCAUCAUCUUCUUCUCAAAGCUCAUUGUCCUUGUCUGUGAUGCCUUGUGUGUCACUGCCUCAAAUGCACGAGCACCUUCAUCAACUCAUAACAUAAUCUUCAACAAUAUUGACAAAUUAAAGUCAAUUUGCAGCUCU
Cyclopterus lumpus (lumpfish) is the source of this 9037-nucleotide messenger RNA. Its product is annotated as KIAA0319 like. Gene Ontology annotation, cellular component: plasma membrane; cytoplasmic vesicle. The transcript is spliced from 44 exons. Bases 1134 to 6500 code for a protein of 1788 amino acids. Lineage: Eukaryota; Metazoa; Chordata; Actinopteri; Perciformes; Cyclopteridae. The record is from RefSeq and is a predicted model, not a curated record.